AUGUCUGAUAUCGAACAAGCAUCUAUCAUAAACGAUAAAGAAAGGCAUAAUACGAAACAAGAGAAAUUAUGGCAAGAACUUCAACUCGAUUUUCAUCUUCAAUCUUACAGAUUUCCUGAUAAUAAAAUCUAUGGAACGGUAACAAUCACUCCUGAAUCAUCUCGGAAGCUAAUUGAGAAAUUUAUCUUAGUUGUAAAUAAAACCAAUCGCGUAGAAUUUAAUCGUCAAUACGAAACGAUUGCAGCAUCGGGUUUGAACACCAAACGAAAGUUUCCACAGGCAUAUGUUGAAGCCAUUCCGAUGAACAGAGAAUGGUCGGGAGUACCAAAACGAUCGAAAACUCGUUAUUUCUUUUUCACUGGUCGAGUGUUUACUUUGAGUCCCAAUAUAACUUUCGAAUGGCAUAAAGAUCUCGAAAAACCGCAUGCAUAUCUGAUUAUAGAAUGGUAUCAUCUUGGUGACAAUCAUGCUCAGAAAUAUGUUCUCUACUUAGACAAUCUCGAUAUUCAACACAUACGACAAAAACAAAUUAGAGACGCAUUUCAUGUGAAGAUUGGCGAAUUCAAACCAGGAGAAAGACAUACACUCGAACUAGUAGCACAAUUGAAUAAUGGAAAAGAAACAUAUCGAUCUGAUUUAAUGCAAUUCACUGUACCCAGUCAUGAAACUCAAGAAGAUGCAGAAUUCAUUACUGUUGUCAAUAAGCCUGCACCGCGUAAUCUACAAAUUAUUCUUCCGCCUGAAGAAGAAGAAGAAGAAAAACCAUCUACACCUGAAAUCACUUCUAUUCCGGAAGAGAAAGUUCAACCUACAAACAUCUCUACUCCAAAAUGCUGUGCUAACUGUAAACACGCUCCACACGACAAAUUUCCUGGUAUUGAACAUUAUUUCAUUGAUUCAACAAAUACAUUCGAAGAAUAA
This is a messenger RNA of Adineta ricciae, 921 nucleotides long. Lineage: Eukaryota; Metazoa; Rotifera; Eurotatoria; Adinetida; Adinetidae. The record is from the annotation of a GenBank genome assembly.